Molecule: messenger RNA, 730 nt
Organism: Cottoperca gobio
Lineage: Eukaryota; Metazoa; Chordata; Actinopteri; Perciformes; Bovichtidae
Product: dual specificity protein phosphatase 13-like
Biological process (GO): negative regulation of MAPK cascade; protein dephosphorylation
Cellular component (GO): cytoplasm
Molecular function (GO): protein tyrosine/serine/threonine phosphatase activity; MAP kinase phosphatase activity
Source: RefSeq, a predicted model, not a curated record
UUUAGUUUUAGGGAAAUAACAGAGAAGUUUACACCCCAUAAAGUUGGAAAUGGCAGAACCAAUCUCUGAGGUGAGAUGUGAAGACUCUGAGCAGAGAAACGUCAGCGAGACUAAUCCAGAAGAGGAGGAAAAGUGUGCGACAGAGGAUCCAAAGAGGACGUGGGAGAUCCCGUCUCUCGAGGAGCUGGAGGAGGUUUUACAUUCAGCUCCUCGCUCCUCGCCGAACCUGUAUCUGGGGGACAUGUUUAUGUUUCAUGACAAGCUCGGGCUCUGGCAGCUGGGCAUCACUCAUGUGCUGAACGCGACGCAUGGGAAACUGUGCUGUAAGGGCAGUGAUGACUUCUAUGGAACCACCGUGAAAUACUACGGCGUCCCAGCAAACGGCCUGCCAACAUUUGACCUGUCACCUUUUUUCUACCCUGCUGCUGAGUUCAUCCACCACGCUUUGACACCAGGAGGUAUUGGGUGCAACAUUUACUCUUUUUGUCCUACAGGGGUAUCACACUUCUCAGCCUCCCUGGUAAAGAGCCAGUUGAGGUGGUUCGGGCAUCUAGUAAGGAUGCCACCUGGGCGCCUCCCUACACACUGUGUGCAACAGAAACGCUGGAUUUUCCCAAACAGAGGCUUCCAGCGACAGCUUAUAGCCCUGGACCGAAAACUUCAGGACGAAGGGUUGAAUGAGCCAAAAUAAAACAAAGUGAGGAGCAACCCUACGUUAUGAAUACAAGGA